CAGCCACACGACUUAACUUUUUUUGUACACACACGACGUACACACAAAACACCAAGAGCUCAGUUCGGUACUUUUUAACGAGUGCUUGUCGCAAUAAACCGGAAACUCAACUCAAAACUCCACACAUUUUCGUCGGGAAUUCGUUCACACCACGGCCCGAGAAUCGCCUGGAAUUUACUUGCGGACACCGCCGCACUCAUGGUUGACCAAAGAGGCAGAUUGUCGUGAGAAGAGGAGGGUCAAGAUGGGACGAAAACUCGGACCGGAUUUUAAGAUGCCCCGUUUGGAUUUGAUACUGGUGGUGGUGCUUAUCAACACCGUGCUGCAGUGUACGACCGUUGUUCGAGCUUCGUGUGGGCCCGACACGUGUCUUAACGGUGGUGCCUGUGUCGCCAACCCUGGAAGUGUAUCCCAAUGCCAAUGUCCCGACACUCACUUCGGCGCUAGCUGCGAGUAUGACAACCCUUGCCGCCACAAUCGUUGCCUGAACGGAGGCACCUGCCAAAUAGUGGAGCCUACAGAUGGCGAUUCCCAGCCCACUUUCUCCUGCCUGUGCGACGUGGGCUGGACCAACUCCCUGUGUGAGCUGGAGUUGCCCAACGUCUGCAGGGACGAGCAGCCCUGCCAGAACGGCGGCCGCUGCAACCUGCGGGGCUCGGUGGACGACUACACCUGCGCAUGCAGUGAGGGCUUUACAGGAAGAAACUGUACCAUGACUGACCACUGCGUGGGGAACCCUUGCAAGAACGGGGCCACCUGCAACUCACACGCCACAGGCUACAACUGCAGCUGCACCAUCUACUACCGGGGCACGCACUGCGACAUCGACAUCAACGAGUGCACGGCCGAGGUGACGGCCUGCCACAACGGCGGCACCUGCGGGAAUCUAGUUGGCUCUUUCAUCUGUACCUGCUCGCAGGGCUACACGGGUCGGCGCUGCGAGUCCAUCUAUACCCCAUGCCGGCCCAACCCCUGCCGGAACGGGGGCGAGUGCAACCCAUUGGGCAUGUACUCCCAUGAGUGCAUCUGUCCUGCAGGUUACACUGGGACUCAGUGCGAAACCAACAUUGACGAUUGCAUCAUGCAUCAGUGCACGAAUGGCGGAUUAUGCAUCGAUGGUAUUGACUCCUACACCUGCAGUUGCGCCCCGGAAUACACAGGCGAGCUUUGCACAGACGACGUGGACGAGUGCACGCUGCAGCCAAACCUGUGCAGGAAUGGCGCCACCUGCCGCAACAACGCCCCAGGCUACCGGUGCACGUGCGUCUACGGCUUUGAGGGGGAUCACUGCGAGCACGAUGUGGACGCCUGUGAAACGAAUCUUUGCGAAAAUGGCGCCACAUGUGAGGAUGCCGUGGCCAGCUUCAGGUGCAUCUGUGCUGCUGGCUACACUGGAUUGUAUUGUCAUCUUGAGGAUGCCUGCAUCAGCAGCCCCUGUGCUGCCUCAUCCACCUGUGACACCAACCCUGGCACCGGUGACGCUGUCUGUCACUGUCCCGGCGGUCUUACAGGGAGCGACUGCUCAAUUGAUAUCGACGAGUGCGAGUAUGAUCCCUGCGAAAGUGGACAUGGCAGUGAGUGCGUCAAUACCGUGGGAGCUUUUUACUGCAACUGCGCACCCGGUUACAGCGGGUUGCGCUGUGAGGUGGACAUCGACGAGUGUGCAUCCACUCCUUGCGUCAAUGGGGGCACCUGCCUCAACCUGGCCGGGAUGUUCAAUUGCGUCUGUGUCAGAGGCUACACAGGUGUCUACUGCGAAACCGACAUCGAUGAGUGCGCGAGUAACCCUUGCCUAAACGACGGUUUCUGCCUGAACAAGGUGGGCCGGUAUCAGUGCAACUGUCUGGAAGGUUACACCGGGGCCCGCUGCGAGGCGAACAUCAAUGAGUGCCUCUCGGACCCCUGCCAGAACGGGGGAACGUGCCUAGACGGUGCCAAUCAGUACACAUGCAGCUGUCUACCAGGCUACACUGGCGUGGACUGCGAGACUGACUACGACGAUUGCCAGCACGACUCCUGCUUCAACGGCCGCUGCCAGGAUGCCCUCAACGGCUUCACCUGCAUCUGCAACUUGGGCUACGAGGGCCGGCUGUGCGAGAACCAGAUUGACGAGUGCCUGGACGAGCCCUGCCAGAACGGCGGGACCUGCAUCGGCCUGGUUGGGGCCUACCAGUGCGUCUGUGCCCCAGGGACCACUGGUGCCACUUGUUCCAUAAACACUUAUGAGUGCUCGUCCAACCCAUGUCAGAAUGGUGGAUUGUGUAACGAUUUAAUCAACGGAUAUGAAUGCGAGUGUCUGGCAGGUUAUGAGGGACUACUCUGUGAGGUCAACAUAGACGAGUGUGCCUCCAACCCUUGCGCCAACGGGGGCACCUGCCACGACGACAUCAACAAGUUCAUCUGCACCUGCCCCUCGGGCUACCACGACGCCCUCUGCUUUUCAAGCAUUAACGAGUGUGAGAGCUCGCCCUGCUUAAACGGCGGCACCUGCCAGGACGGCGUCAAUGAGUACGCCUGCGAGUGCGUGCGGGGCUACGGCGGGCCCCGCUGCAAUGCCGACAUCGACGAGUGCGCCUCCAACCCCUGUCAGCACGGCGGCCGCUGCGCCAGCGGCCUGGACUACUACGUCUGCGAGUGUCCCGAGGGCUACGCCGGCACCAACUGCGAGAGCAACGUCGACGACUGCGUGGGGUACCCUUGCCGCAACAACGGGACCUGCAUCGACGCGGUCAACUCGUUUGAGUGCGUCUGCAUCCCGCCGUAUACCGGGGAGGUUUGCGAGGACCUGCUGCAACCUUGCGAGAACCACCGAUGUGAGAACGGUGCUACAUGCGAACCGUUCCCCAGCUACAAUGGAUACUCCUGCAGAUGUCCAAAUGGCUACACAGGUGAAUUCUGCAACCGAGAUAUUGAUGAGUGCGGUGAGUACCCGCCCUGCCACAACGGUGCAAUCUGCAACAACACCUUUGGUUCCUAUGAGUGCAUCUGCCCCCCAGGAUUCGGCGGCCAGGACUGCAUAACCAACAUCGAUGAAUGCGAGUCUGACCCUUGCCAGAACGGCGCGGCCUGCUUUGACAAGACCAACGACUACACCUGCGCGUGCCUGCCGGGCUUUACGGGCAAGAACUGCGAGACGGACACAGACGAGUGCGAGUCCAACCCGUGCCGGAACGGCGCCACCUGCCACGACUACGUCUCCAGCUUCACCUGCGCCUGCACGCUGGGAUACAGCGGAGUCUACUGCCAGACCAACGACAUGGACUGCACUGAGAGCUCUUGUCUGUAUGGAGGUACAUGCAUCGAUGGAGUCAAUGAAUACACCUGUCACUGUACACCUGGCCACGUCGGCCCCAACUGCCAAUACCAGGUGGACGAGUGCAGCUCCAACCUCUGCCAGAACGGGGCCACCUGUGUAGACCAUACAGGCUACUACACCUGCAACUGUGUGCUGGGCUACCUCGGGGAGAAUUGCCAGGAUCUGGUUGACUGGUGCAGCGCUGAAAUCAACCCCUGCUCCAAUGGGGCCACCUGCACGCAGACCGACAACCGGUAUACGUGCACAUGUGAGGGCGCCUGGGCCGGUUCCCUGUGCGACGUCCACCAAGUGUCCUGCGACGUCGCCGCGUCAGAAAAAGGCGUGACAGUAGAGAACCUGUGCCUCAAUGGCGGCACCUGUCAGACCCACGGCAACAGCCACAUAUGCCAGUGCCAGCCCGGCUUCCGGGGAAGCUACUGCGAGACCAACAUACGGGAGUGUGCGUCGGCGCCCUGUCAGAAUGGGGGGACCUGCCGUGACGGAGUUAAUGAGUACAGCUGUUCCUGUGUGGCAGGCUUUGAGGGACUGAACUGCGAGAACAACGUGGACGAGUGCGCCAGCUCUCCGUGCAUGCACGGCGGCGUCUGCCACGACCUGGUCAAUUCCUACAGCUGCUCCUGCAAGUCUGGCACUGAAGGCAUAAACUGCCAGAUCAACAACAACGACUGCUUCUCGGGGGCGUGCUUCCACGACGGCACCUGCCGGGACCUGAUCGGCAGCUUCACCUGCGACUGCCCGGCAGGCUACGUCGGCCAGCGCUGCGAGGGCGACAUCAACGAGUGUCUGAGCAUGCCCUGCCACCCGGCGGGAACCUCCAGCUGCAUCCAGAAAGUCAACGACUUUGAGUGCGUCUGCAAUCUGGGCUACGAAGGGCGGCUGUGUGACACGCAGGUGCGCUACUGUGAUUCCAACCCUUGCCAGAAUGAAGGCACAUGCACCAUCACUAGGAGCGGAUUCCAUUGCCAGUGCACACAGGACUUUAAAGGGAACAUCUGCGGGGAACCGGUGACCAUGUGUGAUGCCAACCCUUGCCAGAACUCGGGCACCUGCCGUGUAGACCCAGACAACCAGGUGGGCUACAUCUGUGACUGCCCCGCCGACAUAUUCGGUGACAACUGCGAGACUCGUGACCCCUGUCGUGCCGGGCCCUGCGCCCACGGCGGGGACUGCCUCUUGCAGUGGGAGAGCUACGUCUGCCGGUGCCCGGCCACGUGGAGUGGACGACGCUGCCAGGUGUUUGACCCCGACUUCCCCGGCGGCAUCGGGUCGGAUCCCGUCCUGCCUACGACCCCGGCCUUGCUGGUGCCCACUACGGCCCAGAGACCGCUGAUCCCGACCACGGCAGUAGUGGUGACAAGGACCACUCGGAAGGAGACUCCUACACCUCCCAUGAACAAUGACUUCUGCUCAGCCUCCUGUGUGCAAAGGAAAGGCAACGGCGUCUGUGAUGCGGAUUGCAACAACCAUGUCUGUAACUGGGACGGCACUGACUGUACCUACGGCGUCAACCCUUGGAUCAACUGCACCGUCUCAACGGUCAAGUGCUGGGAGCUGUACAGCAACGGGGAGUGUGACGAGAUCUGCAACAACAGGGACUGUAUAUACGACGGCUUUGAUUGCGAGAGGAAACUGCCCGAUUGCAACCCUGUCUAUGAUGCCUACUGCCACGAGAACUACGCCAACGAUGCUUGCGACGGCGGCUGCAACACUGCCGAGUGUGUCCACGAUGGCCUGGACUGCGACGACCGGCCGCCCAUGUUCGCCAAGGGCAUCUUGAUCGUCAUCGUGCUGAUCCCCGUCGAGGAGAUGCGCGCCGGCAAUGUCAGCAAGACUUUCCUGCGGGAGAUUGGCCAUGUCUUGCGCACGGUGGUGGUCUUCCUGAAGGACGAUAACGGAGACAACCGUAUCGAGCCCUGGCAGUCCAGCCAGGGCGGGGAGGGCAUAGGCAUCUUCUUCCGCUUCAAGCGGGAAGCGUACCUGACGCUGACGGGAAACGGGGAAGCGGUCCUGAGCAGGCAUCGGAGGGCGGGAACGCUCAGUGGGUCCAAGACGUAUCUGCGCAUUGACAAUCGGGGCUGUGUGGAUGACAGCCAUACCUGCAUCCAGGAUGCAAGUGAAGCAGCCAAGAUGUUAGGUGCUGCUGCAUCCAAAGGAGAAAUUGACUUCCCGAUUUAUGGAGUUGGCAGCGAGGAAGAUCAGCCUGGCGCUGGCAACUGGCAACAGAUCAUACCGGCGGUGGUGGUCAUCGUGGUCUUUGUCCUCGUGGCCAUGCUGGUCAUCGUCCGCAAGCGGCUGCGCUCCGGCGGCACCUGGUUCCCCGAUGACUUCAAGUGGCGCAAGACCAGCACGGGCAGCCGGGGCUCGGCCCAGCGGCACGGACCCCAGGGCCGGGAGGAGACGCCAGGCGGCAUGGUGGACGGCCAGAUCAUGCUGACCAUCUCGGGGGCCACCACCACGGAGAGCAGCGAGGGGGACGCCCACGAGGCGCUGGACUGGGAGCGGUCCCAGGCCCGCUGCCAACCUCUCAAUGACCGACCCAGGAUCCAGGCAGUGAGACGACUCAGCCCGUCCUCCACCGCCACCACAACCCUACCGGACUACCCUGAGCUGCACAGCAGCUCCCACUUGAUGCUGACACCACCCCAGAACAGCAGGGAGACGGAGGUGGAUGACCCAGGUCAAGAUGGAAUGACGCCACUGAUGUUCGCCGUCAUCAGUUGCAACGACCGGGACAGCGACGGGGAGGAGUGCUCAGCCAACGCCAUCGAGGAGCUGAUUGCCCACGGCGCCAAAGUCAACGCCCAAAGCGACAGUCAAGGGGAGACUGCCCUGCACCUUGCAGCCCGCUGGGCCCAACCCUCGGCAGCUAAGAAGCUGCUUGAGCAUGGGGCUAAUGCCAACGCGGAGGACCAGUCAGGACGGACACCGCUACACACGGCCGUGGGCGCCGACGCUAUUGAUGUCUUUAGGAUCCUGAUCAUGCACCGCGCCACCAAUGUCGACGCCAAGGACAACCACGGCAUCACGCCCAUGAUGAUGGCCGCCAGGCUGCAGGUCAAAAUUGACAUGAUCGAGGAACUCAUCGAGGCCAAUGCGGAUGUCAAUGCUGCCGAUAACGAAGGCAAAUCAGCAUUACAUUGGGCAUCGCAGGUGAACUACGUUGACAUGGUCAAGUUACUGUUGGAGAGGAAGGCUAACAAAGACAUGCAAGACAAUAAGGAGCAAACACCUUUAUUCCUGGCCUGCAAGGAGGGUCACGUGGAGACUGUCCGAGUCCUCCUAGAUCACUACGCCAACCGUGAGAUCACAGACCAUCUUGACCAGUCACCUCGCGAUAAGGUGAAGGAGAAUCGGCACCGUGAUGUCCUGAAAUUACUGGAUACUUAUAAGGUGGUGCUGAGCCCGAGUGCCACGUCACCGACUGUGUCUAGCCCAGCUAGCCUGGCCAACGGGGAAAUGGGCAUGGUGAAUGGCUACGGUCACCCAGGCUCCAAGCCAAGCGCCAAGAAGAAGGCGUCGCGCUCUAAAUCAGCGGGCCAUCAGCAGCAUGCUGCUAACGGAGACAUCGCAUCGCAUGCCGGGGAGAAGGCCGACAAGAAGUCGUCGCGCUCACGCAAGAAGCGCAACUCAACAGAUGCGCCGACCACGGCCUCGCUUUCGCCGGCCGGCUCGCUGGAGUCCCCGCGUAGCUUUGAAAGGACUUCGCCGCCGUUUCCUGUUUACGCCAAUCAAGCGUCCGCGAUGGUGGACUACCAACGCAUGCCCAAUGGGAUGCACAACGGCAUCCACCAAGUGCCGCGGUACGUGGAAGGGGCUGCGGCUAUGAACGGCAAUGCGCAUCUCAGCCACAGCUUGCAGAGCAUCAACCUCAAGACUGUCGUUCCAAACGGGGAGAUUGGCUCCGACAUUGGGGCCAGCGCCAUUGCUGUGUCAUGCCCGCCUGAGCACCAGUGGGGUAAUACAGCUAGCCAUCCACACUCGCAGCAAAAUCAUAGACUCAGAGAGCAACAGCAGGGUAUGGUCUCACAACAGCAACAGCAGCAGCAAGGGGCAUGUGCAUCGCCGCCUAGUCUACCUCCUCUCUUGCAGCACUCCAUGGCUCACGACAUGGCGGCCGCCGCUGUGUCUGUUUCCAGUUCUCCGACAGCUCAGUACACGUUAUCCCCGACCAAGGGAUAUUCCAACCAGCAUCCGCAUGUCGCACACCUGCGGCAUCAUAACCAUCACAUGCCCAGGCAUCCCUCGCAGUACAGCAACGGCGACGUGCACAUGAACAGGCACCCCAAGUCACCCGUUCACAGGUCACACGAACGUUCACAGCCCCUGUGUAAACAGCCGCAGCCGCACCAUAACCACAUCAUCCAGACACAGCUGCCUAACCCGUCUGUGGUCAGCAUCAUGUCGGACAAAUACCCAACCCCGCCCUCCCAACACAGUCAGGGCGGGUCGCCUUGUGCGGACAACAGCCCUCACCUGGGGGUGUUCCCGGAACAGUACCUGACGCCGUCGCCAGAAUCACCCGGUCAGUGGUCCAGCUCCUCCCCUCACUCCUCGGCCCACUCGGACUGGUCGGGGUCAGAGGGCAUCUCCAGCCCCCCUGGCCCUACAAUGAAUGGCCAUAUCCCGGACUCGAUACCAAUACAGUAUAGCCGCUCGGCACAGGUCUUCAUCUGAUCCAGUGUGGAUAAUGCUGUAUAUUUAUAUAUAUUGUACAUUGUGGGGACGCUGCAUAUUGUAUUCCACAGACAAGGAAAUGGACAGUGGGCUGUCGAAAUAUAUACAUGUCGCAGUUCUGCGUCUUCUUCCUCGUGUUUUGAACCCAGCCUCAAAUGGUGAGUUUGGCUAGGUUUCUAUGUGAACCAAUCGUGAACAAGAAGAUGUAGUAUGUACUUUUACAAAAUGUGUUAAUUCUUUAAUGAAAAACCAAAAGAUAAAAUGCCAUCCCAAUGAUUUUAACUAUAUAACCCUUUUUUUAUACCACUGUGCUGGUCCACGAAGUGUUUGUUUUCGAUCAUUUUUUUUUGUGUGAUCAAAAAUUCCAACAUUUGAGUACUAUUUUAAAGUGUGAAUAAAGAGUUCUUACCUGUUCCAGUUAGCGACAUAAUCAUGAGUAUGCCAAAAAACCCUUCAUCUUUCCGUUUUAAAUACCUUGAAUGAAAAGGAGAUAAUGAGAUAAUGAUUUUAACUAAUCAAAGCAUUCCUUUAAAAGUUCUUUGCUGAAAACAUUCAGUUCCUGAGAAGGUACAUGUAGCUAUCCGUGUAUUUCAAACCAACGACCAGUAGAUGUUGAAACAGUUUUCCAAUUCGGACCAAACGCUCCCCAGAAGUUAAAAAACACAACAAAUGAACCAUUCACUAGCAAAGAUUCGAUGAACAACAAAAAUGUAAACAGCAGAAGACAAUUUUAAGUAGGAUUAUUUUUGAUAUUUGGGAUUAGUGGUUUUAAUAUAAGUAGAAUCUUAAUAUAAAUGGAAAUCUAAGCGCCUUUUUUUAUAUAUAUAUAUUUUGUGUAAGAUAUUGUAUUAAAAAAACAAACAACGCAUGCUGAGAACUCGUGGUUUGGUGGCCAGAGAUGAACACUACUUUUCUCUGUAAAUAGAUUUCAAACCAGCAGGCAGUAAUUGUAUUCAUAUGCUUUAAGUUAUAUUUUAAGGAAGUGUAGAUUGUUAUUGUACAACUGUUGUAAAGUGUCGUUUUCCAUCAAGCGAAAGGGGGAUUUUGAAACAGGACGAAACGUACCUUGAACAGUACACCUUGAGAAUUUCCAAUAGAAAUUGUGAUCAUUGAGGCCCAUAAGCAAAAAUAACCAGAUAAUCGUAGCCUCUGUUUGCGUCUGGAGAUAACAUAGUACAAUGGCGUUUUUGUAUUGGAAGGGCAUUUAGCUUUCCCAAUGCAUUUGAAAUACUGAAAAUAAAAAAAAGGGAAGUCACAAAUGCGUCCAGUAUUGAAAAAGCAAAUGCUUGUGUUGUUAUAAUGCUGGAGGAAUUUUUCCAAUGUUCUCCAUUGUUGCUUCUGUUGCACGGUUGAUUUUUGCCACAACUUUCUUAGUUUUUUUUCCCCCUGAACUUAAUGUGCGGAAAAUCCAUUUGAUUUUGAAGCAAGCAGAUAAUUUUUUGUCUCUGUGGAAACGAGAGUGACCGACAGUGCCGCAAAUUUUUUUUUUCAAACAUGUAAAACUUUGGGAAUGCACCUUUUAGAAAAAUGUUGCCAUGUAAAGUUUGAAUUUCUUAGAACAUGUAAAAAGUCUUGUACAAAACAAAAGACCCUGAUUAAUUGAAAAAAAAAAUAUAUAAGAUAAUGAACUUAAAAGAGUCCAAUGAUUGCUCACAAUUUUAAAGCUUUUGUUUACUGUUCCUAUGAAGUGCUUACUAUGGUUUGUUCUGUUGCAUGAUUUGGGAUCAAGUUCAAAGAGUUGCAUAGUUGGUAAUCGUAUAAUCAAACACCAAACUGAAAAAAAAUAUCAGCUGCUAAAAGAAGGCAGCGUGAAAGCUGGUAGCCAAGACAUUAGUUGGUAACCAAGACCAUUGCUAGUACCUGAGACAUCAUCUAUGAACCAAUCACAAAAAGCCGGUAACCAAAACAAACUGGUAUCCGGGACAUUAUGCAGCUCUAUGAACUUUUUCUCCCACUUUUGGCACUGCCAGCUGUAGGGUUAUAGAGAUUAUUUUGUUUUUGUAAAAGAAAAAAAUCAUGAAUAUAUAUUGACCAGUGUAGAAUCGACACAAUCUCUAAGUGUUAUUAUUAUUUUUCUGGUAUGAGAAUUAUACAUGUAUAAUUGCACUUAAUUGUUUGGGUACUUUUUGUAUGGUCAGCUAUCUUUAGUACUUUAGCAAUAUACAAAGCACUGCCUUCUUUGUUUAAAUAAUAUUGUAGAGUUGAAUUAUUCUAAAUUGAUUAUCUUUGUUUUGAGUUCACAGCAGACUCAUCCAAUUGUGUACUUAAUUGUUUCGUUUGUUAAAGUGUAACGACCUGUUAACGGUUUUGUAUAUUUUUUUUUGCAACUCAUUUGCACAAAGAGUGUAAAGUUCAAAUGGUUAAAGGCAUGGUGGAAUUCCUGCUUUGGCCCAAAUAUGAGCUGUACAGUAAUCAUUGUUCUUAACGUUUGCAUUGUUAAAUAUUACAUUUGCAUAUCCUAUAACAGUGUCCCAUUUGUUAAUGUGGCUAAGGUUUGGUCCAAACAAACUGAAACUAUCUUGCUUUCCGGGUUCAUAGUUAUGUACUUAACUUCAGUAUUUGAAACAUCGUUAGUCCCCAUUUUAGGGGGUUUAUUUGUUUUGCUUAUAGUAACAUAUUUAAUUUGUCAUGUUUCACACAUUUCUUUAAAAAUUCGAUGUUUGCUAAAAAAAAAUAAUUGACAUGUGCCUUAAUGCUAGGCAGACGUAUAUAUGUUAGUGCCUGUCUACUAUAAACAUUUUUGGCAGGGCUGUGUGUAUGAAUGAAGAGCAAUGUUCUUGACCAUAUUUGAUUGCUCGUGUCAUUUAGGAAAUACGAAGUCUAAAUUUUCUUCUUUUUAUCGAGCCAUUUAGAAAUUCUUUCGAAGCAAAUAAGCUGAUCCAGAAUUUUUUUAUUAUGAAUGAAGUUUCCAGUUGGGUACUAGUUAAAGCGAAAUUGUGUGUAACUUAUGACAGACAAAAGGGAGCGAAAAAAAGAGAAAAAUUCAGCUAAAAUUAUAAUCAGCUAACGUGAAAGAAUUUCUAAGUCUGAAAUGGCUGUCUUAUGUGUACACAGCAUAAAUGCCGAACUGUGAAAUAUCCCUACUUAGUGAGCAUAGGUACUUACAUAUUGUUUACAUAAUUUGCACAAGUUUCCAAGUGUAAAAAAAACAAAUUUUCUUCUGGCUGUCUUACUUAAUUUUUUCUAAAUGUAAGCAUCUGCCUAAGACCAUUGUAAUGUAUUGACUGUUUUAUAUUUCAAACAUUAUGGUACUUACAAAAAAAAACUCAUUGUAUUUUGCACGUUCCUGUGUCUUUUGAUUUGGAGAACCUUGUAUAUCUGUUUGGCUUGAGUUUAUAGAUCAAAAUAAACUGUGCAAGAGGCACACGAGAAUAUUAAGAAAAAAA
Messenger RNA from Patiria miniata (bat star), 11376 nucleotides. RefSeq names its product neurogenic locus notch homolog protein 1-like. The record is from RefSeq and is a predicted model, not a curated record. Gene Ontology annotation, biological process: Notch signaling pathway; cell differentiation; multicellular organism development. Lineage: Eukaryota; Metazoa; Echinodermata; Asteroidea; Valvatida; Asterinidae. The transcript has 29 exons. Gene Ontology annotation, molecular function: calcium ion binding; Notch binding. The coding region runs from base 245 to 7990 and encodes 2581 amino acids. Gene Ontology annotation, cellular component: membrane.